UGAAGGAGCUGCUUUGAGCGGUGUGACCUGGCUUUCAAAGAUGUGAGAUGAACGUAUGCUCAUGGCUUCAAGUGCAGCGACACAGAAGGACUGGUACUGUAUUCUCGGGGCACAUCCAUCCGACAGCCAAGCAGAGCUAAAACAAAAGUACCAAAAGCUAGCUCUCUUACACCACCCGGACAAGCGACACAAGGCAGAGGACAUUGAGCAGACUACAGAGGGAGCACAGAAGUUUAUUGAAAUCAGUCAAGCUUGGAAAAUUCUGGGGAAUGAAGAGACAAAGAGAGAGUAUGACCUGCAGCGCCGUGAAACAGAGAUAACCCGAUCAUGCCACGUGGACAGUCUGAUCACCUUGGAGGAAAUGGAAUGGGAAGAUGAUGAGGAAUAUUUUUGCUACACCUGUCGCUGUGGAGGAAGAUAUAUACUAGCUGAAGAAGACUUGGAACAAUCCUUGCUGGUGAACUGUGAUUCGUGUUCUUUGAUUAUAGAAGUCUACAAGCAGAACAUUGACCUCAUGCAAUAAAAUCAGCCAGAGUCCAAACUAGAAGCUUCC
Molecule: messenger RNA, 553 nt
Organism: Nanorana parkeri
Lineage: Eukaryota; Metazoa; Chordata; Amphibia; Anura; Dicroglossidae
Gene: DNAJC24
Product: DnaJ heat shock protein family (Hsp40) member C24
Exons: 5
Coding region: 56-523 (155 amino acids)
Biological process (GO): positive regulation of ATP-dependent activity
Molecular function (GO): ATPase activator activity; ferrous iron binding
Source: RefSeq, a predicted model, not a curated record